AGUUGAAAGUUGGUCAGUCGCCAAAUAUUCUGUCAUCUGGUAGGACGCAUUAUAUUUUACGGUGGGCAAUUAAAUAUUUUUUUGUUUUUGCAAAAAUUAUGUAUUAUUCGCAAUUUCUCGUCGCCCUCCUCCUCCUCGUGGUGGGAGGGAGCCAGGCCCAAUCGGUGUGGACGUACACGUGUCGCAAUGAGAAAUUCUGCCAGCGGGUCGCGGUGGCUGAUCUUCCCGGGGGCGGCGGCGUUCCGUUGGACGUAUGCAAAUUAAAUUGUGACAAGGCCCACGGGAGUUUGUUCCCGUUGCCGACGGGGCAGGUCACUCUUGGUCCAAAUACGACGCCAUUUUAUCCCGGUUAUGUCACUCCUUCGGGCUAUGACGCUUAUCCAAUCCCAGUUCGUGACCUUUUUAGAGCUGCAGCGGGGAUUUUCAUAGAUUAUUUGAAUAAGAUGCGCCCGUCCGGGCCUGAUGACCCGAUUUAUAGGAAUGCCGUCAACGUCAGACUGACCGCGUCGGACACUUCGACCGCCAUGUUCACUCUGGGAACGGAUGAGUCAUACACGCUGACCGUGUCCGUUAGUGCGGAUGGGAAAACCGUGACUGCGGAUAUAUCAGCGGUCACCUUUUUCGGAGCGAGGCACGGACUCGAAACGUUAUCUCAGUUAAUCGCCUACGACGAGGAUCUCGACGUUUUACAGAUCGUAAACACCGCGAGUAUCGUGGAUAAGCCGGUUUAUCUUUAUCGAGGCCUAGCGUUGGACACAGCGAGAAAUUUUAUUAGUUUAGACGGCAUCAAGAAAGUCAUCGAUGGCUUAUCGUACAACAAGAUGAACAUGUUUCAUUGGCAUAUUUCGGAUACUAACUCGUUCGCUAUGGAAGUUGAGGGAUGGCCGCAGUUCACUACGCACGGAGCCUAUUCUUCCGAGAAGAUUUAUUCCCUCGCAGAUAUGCGCGACCUUGUCGCGUACGCGAGGGCGCGUGGGGUUAAAAUCGUUCCAGAAUUUGAUGAGCCUGCCCAUGUUGGUUUUGGGUGGGAAUGGGGACCUUCCGCCGGGCUGGGGAACCUUGUCGUUUGCCUGAAUGAAGAUCCCUGGUACGACCUUUGUCUCCAACCCCCGUGCGGACAAUUGAACAUCGUCAACGAUAAUGUUUACGUAAUGCUCGGUCACAUUUUCACCUCCAUGUUGAAAAUUUUCGACAACGAUUUAUUCCACAUGGGCGGCGACGAGGUGCAUUUUGGAUGCUACAACAGUUCUGAAGAAAUUAAGGCGUGGAUGGCCGCAAAUGGAACGUCAACCGACGUGGCGGGAUUCGUCUCGCUUUGGGGAAGUUUCCAACACCAGGCUCAUGACAAACUUGUCGCUGCAUCGAGCAACAAAGACAUCACUGGAAUUCUCUGGACGUCCGAAUUAACUCAUCGCGAAUACAUCUCGGAAUAUUUAGACCCGGCGAAAUACGUUAUCCAAAUUUGGACCGAGACCCUCAACGCGGACACCCCCGCCAUGAUUACGGACGGUUACCGUGUCAUAUUUUCGAAUUACGACGCCCUCUACUUAGACUGCGGGUUUAACGCGUGGCUCGGCAGUGGGCACAAUUGGUGUUCGCCGUACAAAGGGUGGCAGUCAAUCUACGACCACAGUCCUCACGGUAUUUAUGCUAACGCGACAAAUUCUACCAUGGCGGACGCAGCAUUGGCGGACGGUCGCUUAUUAGGAGCUGAGGCGCCCCUUUGGGUGGAACAGGCGGACGAGAAAGCCUACGAAUCCCGUCUCUGGCCUCGUGGCGCCGCCUUGGGUGAACGGCUUUGGACAAAUCCGACUACCAACUGGGCGGACGCGGAACAUCGCAUGGUCACAAAUCGAAAUCGAAUGGUCGCCCGAGGAAUUAACGCGGAUGCAAUGCAACCCGAAUAUUGUUCCAUGUAUCAGAACAAGUGUUACGGACCGGGAGCUUGGGAUGGAGAGGUGACGUCCCCACCAACAUCCCCCCAAACGCCAGCCCCUUCACCUGCAACUUCCCCCCAAACACCAGCCCCUUCACCUCCAACGUCAACCCCGCCGUCCUCAACGACACAAGGUGGCACGGGAGCUGCCUCGAGCACGGUAGGCGGGAUUUUUCUCGUGAUAACUUCUCUACUUUGGAGCUUAUCUACAGCAUAACUUUUUUGUGAUUAUUGCAAUUUAAUUUAUUCAUGUGAAUUAAAAUUAGUGUGAUUUGAUUAAAUAAAUGAAUACUUAUGAAUUAUUCAGAAAAUUG
Messenger RNA from Folsomia candida, 2250 nucleotides. RefSeq names its product chitooligosaccharidolytic beta-N-acetylglucosaminidase. The record is from RefSeq and is a predicted model, not a curated record. Gene Ontology annotation, biological process: carbohydrate metabolic process; glycosaminoglycan metabolic process; ganglioside catabolic process. The transcript is spliced from 12 exons. Bases 99 to 2153 code for a protein of 684 amino acids. Gene Ontology annotation, cellular component: membrane. Lineage: Eukaryota; Metazoa; Arthropoda; Collembola; Entomobryomorpha; Isotomidae. Gene Ontology annotation, molecular function: beta-N-acetylhexosaminidase activity.